AUGCCGCUGAUCAUCACCAUUACUGUCUUCUUGUACCUCCUCCUGCAUAAACGCAAGCAAGCAGCUGUUCCCAGUGCACCAUCUCUUCCAUCGCCCCCCGGCCCCGUCGGCCUCCCACUCGUCGGGAGCGCCCUCCACUUCAUCGGGCCGUUCAGCCGCAGCCCGCACGCCGUGCUCACCCGCCUCGCCGAGACCAACAGGCCCGUCAUGUCCUUCCGGCCGGGCAUGGCCGGGAACUUCGUGGCGGUGUCGUCCCCGGCCGCGGCACGGGAGGCUCUCGUCGACAACGACGCGGCGCUGGCGCCACGGUUCGUGCCCGACGUGGCCUGCGCCCUGGCACACAGCUCGGAGUCCAUCUCCUUCCUCCCGACCUCCAGCCCUCUGUGGAGGCAGCACCGCGCCACGGUCGGCGCCCACCUUUCCGCCGCCCGGAGCCUCGACGCGACCCGGCAAGUCAGGGAUCGUCACGCCCGGGCCUCCCCGAGAGCAUGA
Molecule: messenger RNA, 492 nt
Organism: Setaria italica (foxtail millet)
Lineage: Eukaryota; Viridiplantae; Streptophyta; Magnoliopsida; Poales; Poaceae
Product: oryzalexin E synthase-like
Exons: 1
Coding region: 1-492 (163 amino acids)
Molecular function (GO): iron ion binding; heme binding; monooxygenase activity
Source: RefSeq, a predicted model, not a curated record